Molecule: messenger RNA, 809 nt
Organism: Paramecium pentaurelia
Lineage: Eukaryota; Ciliophora; Oligohymenophorea; Peniculida; Parameciidae
Source: the annotation of a GenBank genome assembly
AAUGGGGGUAUGUUCCAAUAAGAGUUAAUACAUGAUUUCAAAGGAAGAGGUAUGUUCUGAGAAUUAUAGAAUAGCUAAUCAUACAAUUAUUAGAUAUUAAUAACCCUGGGAAUGUUAAUCAUAGAUAUGCUAAUAAUUUUACACUUAUUCCAAAUAAGUAUAUUGGAACAGGAAUCAAAUAAACUAAUCAAUAUUCAACUAAUUUAUCAAGAAUUGAAUGGGAUUUAAUAUAAAAUUAGUUUUGGAGUAGAGUUAUAAAUUAUAUCAAGAUAGUCAUAAAGAUAGUUCUGAAUGGUAACUUAUAAGGAAGGCAUUAUCUUAAGAAGAUGAAUGUAAUAUAUUUAUUUAUAAUAUAUUAUAGCCUUAGCUUUUCAAAUUCUCAGUUAAGCCAAUUUCAAAUUGAUUAGAAAUUCCAUUUAGUUAUUAGUUAAAGAUAGUAUAAUUGUUAUUUAAAUAAGAGUAAAUAUAUCAAGUUCCAAUAUUUGUAAUUAAUGAACCUACAUUUUGUAGUAAUCAAAAUUUUGAAUUGAAUUUUGAAACGUCUAUCUUAAAAGUAAUUAAAACAAAUUAUUUAGGUGAGAGUUCGCAGUAGUAAACUGCCUUAAGAUUUUGAAAUUUCUACUUAAAACACUUCUACUAUUUAAGAAAUUAAGUAAAUCAUAUUAUAGGUUGCAAAUGAGAAAACUUGCAGAUUAUUUUUAAAUGGAAGAGAAUUAAUAGAUUAGAAUUAAUUAGGAAAUUAUUCUAUAAGUUCAGGAACUGUAUUAUUUAAAUUAUUAUAAUAUUAGGUAAUCUAAGCUUUUUUGUGA